This is a messenger RNA of Leguminivora glycinivorella, 956 nucleotides long. RefSeq lists its product as uncharacterized. Lineage: Eukaryota; Metazoa; Arthropoda; Insecta; Lepidoptera; Tortricidae. Gene Ontology annotation, molecular function: N-acetyltransferase activity. The record is from RefSeq and is a predicted model, not a curated record. The transcript is spliced from 5 exons. The coding region runs from base 193 to 894 and encodes 233 amino acids.
CUAGACGGUGUACAAUAAGAUCCAUAUGAUGAAUAUUAAAUAUUAAGAUUUUUUUUGUAUACCGCCAUAAAUUACAUAGUUCGAUAUUUUUUUUGUAAUAUUACGUGAUCCACUGGCACAGUGAUAUAAAACUAUAUAGUUUGGAAAUAUAACCCUUAUACAUUUUUGCGCUAAGAAGAUCAUAAUUUAACCAUGGUAUUCAAAAGAGUGUGGGACUCCAGCUGUCCUCUUUUAUGGGAUAAAUGGGUAGCCGACGAAAUCGUAUGGACUAUUGAAGAUCUUUUACCAGAAGAUGACGAACAUGCUCUUCAACUCUUGAUAGAACAAUUUUGCCCGGAUGAAAGAUUGAUUUCUACCCUCGGAAUGCAUGAAGAUCCAGAUGCUUUACAGAAGAUGGGCGACUUUUGGCGAGAUUGUUUAUCACAGCGCAUGAGCUUAGCUUGCUACAAAACGGUUAAAAAGAAUCGGUCCUUGGUGGCGCUUAAUGUAUGCGUUGUUAAAUGCAUCGAUGACAAAGACAAAACUGGAGACAUAGGAAAGGGCAAGUUUGCUGAUCUUCUUAAUACGCUAACAUACCUAGAUAGAAAUUACGACGCUUUUAAAGAUCUGGGAGUCGACAAGUUCUUGUAUGGUCUCGGCUUGCUGGUAACAAGGGAAAACAGAGGGCAAAAACUGGGAUCGAAGUUACUUGCUGCAAGAUUACCCAUGUGCCAAAAAUUUGGCUUAACUGCAACGUCAACAUUGUUUACCGGCGACGCCUCGCAGAAGACUGCUGCACUAUGUGGAUUUAAAACGGAUUUCGAAGUUACCCUUGGAAAACUCGCAGAAAACGGUUUACCGUAUCCAAAAGGCGACGAGAGGGCUAUUAAAAUAAUGUCAAAAAAAUAUCAUUAAAAUGGUCUUUAUUGUUAUGGCUAUAUUGCAUUGUAUAGAGGUACAAUAAACUAAUCAAUUCA